This is a messenger RNA of Leptopilina heterotoma, 2598 nucleotides long. RefSeq names its product cell division cycle 5-like protein (gene Cdc5). The transcript is spliced from 7 exons. Gene Ontology annotation, biological process: regulation of transcription by RNA polymerase II; mRNA splicing, via spliceosome. The coding region runs from base 162 to 2534 and encodes 790 amino acids. NCBI's taxonomy places the organism in Eukaryota, Metazoa, Arthropoda, Insecta, Hymenoptera, Figitidae. Gene Ontology annotation, cellular component: spliceosomal complex; Prp19 complex. Gene Ontology annotation, molecular function: DNA-binding transcription factor activity, RNA polymerase II-specific; RNA polymerase II transcription regulatory region sequence-specific DNA binding. The record is from RefSeq and is a predicted model, not a curated record.
UCCGGUCAAUGUCUGUCGUUUCCAUGUGUAACACGGAAGUUUUUUGUGUCAUUUGUCGGGUUGUAAUAUUUUUUAUAUAAUUCGAUAUUAUACAAUAAGUAAAUUCAUUUUGUGUUAAGUGUUAUUGUUUUCAUUUAGUGUGUGAAUCUAGAAAAAGCAAAAUGCCACGAAUUAUGAUAAAGGGUGGUGUUUGGCGGAACACGGAGGAUGAAAUUUUAAAAGCGGCUGUUAUGAAAUAUGGCAAGAAUCAAUGGAGUAGAAUAGCUUCAUUGCUUCAUAGGAAAUCGGCGAAACAAUGUAAAGCCCGUUGGUUCGAAUGGCUAGAUCCGAGUAUCAAGAAAACCGAAUGGAGUCGCGAGGAGGACGAGAAAUUAUUGCAUCUUGCAAAAUUAAUGCCAACGCAAUGGAGAACAAUUGCGCCAAUUAUUGGAAGAACAGCCGCCCAAUGUUUAGAGAGAUACGAAUAUUUAUUGGAUCAAGCGCAAAAAAAAGAAGAGGGCGAGGAUGUUUCGGAUGAUCCACGUAAAUUGAAACCAGGUGAAAUUGAUCCAAAUCCAGAGACAAAACCUGCACGUCCCGAUCCCAAGGAUAUGGACGAGGAUGAACUUGAAAUGCUCUCGGAGGCGAGGGCAAGAUUAGCGAAUACACAGGGUAAAAAAGCGAAACGUAAAGCUCGCGAGAAGCAAUUGGAAGAGGCAAGGAGACUGGCGGCUCUGCAAAAAAGGCGUGAAUUAAGAGCUGCUGGAAUAACUGUGAAUCAGAAGAAUAAACGAAAACGAGAAAUGAAUUACAAUUCGGAAAUUCCAUUUGAGAAACGUCCAGCGUCUGGAUUUUAUGACACUUCAAAUGAACAUGUUGAUCCACUGGCUGCUGAUUUUUCACGAUUGAGACAACAACAUUUGGAUGGUGAAUCACGUCAGGAGGCUGAAAUGAUGGAGCGAAGGAAGGAUAAGCAAAAACUUAAGCAACGUAAGGAAAAUGAUAUGCCAAUGGGUAUGUUGAAUAAUGAGGAGCCGGUGAAGAAACGCAGUAAAUUGGUUUUACCGGAGCCACAAAUUUCUGACAGUGAAUUGCAACAAGUUGUUAAACUCGGUCGUGCUUCAGAGGUGGCACGUGAAAUUGUUUCUGAAGGAGGGGCAACGGAUAGUUUGUUGGCCGAUUAUUCUUUGACUCCAAAUACAGCCGUGACUCCGAGGACGCCGGCAGUUCAGGACAGAGUUCUCCUGGAGGCUCAGAAUGUUAUGGCUUUAGUUAAUGUGGACACUCCAUUAAAAGGAGGAUUAAAUACGCCGCUUCACAAUUCCGAUUUCAGUGGCGUGGUUCCCGUUUCCAAUGCUGUCGUCACGCCAAAUACACUUCUUGCUACUCCAUUUCGAUCUCAACGUUCCGAUGGCACUCCAAUUGGAUCGUUCACAACUCCUGGCUCAGUGCGAACGCAAAAUGGUGUUCUUGCACCGACUCCAAUUCGCGACAAACUUAAUAUCAAUUCUGAAGAAGCUUUGGAGGGUUCAGAAACUCCAACGCUUAAAAAACAGGCGAAGGAACAAUUAUGGGCUGGACUUCGUUCCUUACCGACGCCACGAAACGAUUAUGAAAUCGUCGUUCCUGAGGACGAAACAGACGAAAUUGGCCAAACUUCAAUGAACGAUAUUAUUGAAGAUCAGGCCGAUGUCGAUGCUAGAAAACAACAAGAAAUUAUUGAACAGAAACAAAGAGAAUUGGCGAGACGUUCACAAGUUAUACAGAGGGAGAUGCCACGACCAAUAGAAGUGAAUCUUAAUAUAUUGCGACCAACAUCGGAUUCUUUGAACGAUUUACAGAGAGCUGAGGAAUUAAUUAAACGCGAAAUGAUAACAAUGUUGCAGUACGAUGCACUAAAUAAUCCAGUGCCAAUGAAUAAACGAUCGAAUAAUGCAAUGUCUCAGGCUCAGGGUUAUUUGAAUUCUCAUCCUUAUAAGAAUUUCGAGAAGGAUGAAUUGGAGGAGGCGAAAAAAUUAGUUGAAAAUGAAAUGAACGUUGUGCGUAAAGGAAUGGAUCAUGGAGAUAUCAGUUUGGAGGCUUAUUGCACCGUUUGGGAAGAGUGUCUUUCACAGAUUUUGUACUUGGAACCACAGAAACGAUACACGCGAGCAACGCUCGUAUCGAAAAAGGACAGAAUUGAUGCGUGCGAGAGGAAAUUGGAGGAAAAUCGAAUGCUGAUGACGGGCGAGGCGAAACGUGCGGCAAAAAUGGAGAAAAAAUUGAAAAUCUUAACGGGUGGUUAUCAAGGUCGUGCUCAAGCAUUGGCAAAGCAAUUGAACGAUACGUGGACGCAAAUUGAACAAUUGAGAUUGGAAUUGUCGACAUUUAAAUUUUUAAAAGGCCAGGAGGAAGCUGCAUUGCCAAGGAGAAUAAAUGCAUUGGUUGAGGAUGUUAAUCGACAAAAGGAACGUGAAAAACAAUUGCAAAGUAAAUUUGCACAAUUGCAAAAUUUAUUGCCAGAAAGAGUGGCAAGAAUUGAGGAUAAUGAAAGGUCAGAGGAGAAUUUUGGUUAAUAUUUAAAUUUAUUACUACGUACAUUCUUUUAGAAUUCAAUAUAUAUUUACUCUUAAAUGAUAA